Messenger RNA from Diachasmimorpha longicaudata, 2137 nucleotides. RefSeq lists its product as uncharacterized. The record is from RefSeq and is a predicted model, not a curated record. Bases 39 to 1694 code for a protein of 551 amino acids. Lineage: Eukaryota; Metazoa; Arthropoda; Insecta; Hymenoptera; Braconidae. The transcript is spliced from 5 exons.
UUGUUGCCGACCUAGCGAAUCUUCAAAAAGAUCUUUUCAUGGGGCACCAGAGGAAUCCCGCACCUUCACCGGCAUUUGAGUGUUUACAUCGGGAGAAGAAAAAACUUAUAAACAGUGCGCGUAAAGUUGCCGAGGGUCGAGCGAUAAUCUCAACCAUGGCUCCACGUACAGUAAAAAAAAUGUUAUUUAAUUCAAACCUAUUUAACAUCGACGGUAUCCCCAUGAAAUUUUACCUUGAAGGGUACGAUGAAUACCAGUCCCAUCAGAUUUCUAAGAUUAUCGAGGCUCAUGGUGGAAAAUUCUCGUUACCCGAUACUGACACCAUUGUUUUCUCGGAACCUGGACAUUACGCACAUACCGAUCGCCGCAGAUUUCACCUGAAGUGCCUGCGAGACAGUAUCGUACAGAACAAACUGCAAGAUAUCAAUAAAUAUGCACUACCAUGGAGAAUAACUCAGGCUCCAAAAGCCAGUGCCCGGUCAGUCACCCCCAAAAUAUCUAAAUCAGAGAUUGAUGAAAAGCCAUCGCAGGAGACGCUGAUUCCUCCACCAUCUACGCGAAAACUGCGAAGUUGUUCACUCCGUGAACCCUACGUUCUAAUUCAAGACUGUAUCACUACUCACGGAGCUAUCUUCAAACAAUCAAAACUCAACAAUUCAAGUACAACUGAAUCACAGACCAGCAGAAAUUGCACCGAGAGAGAACAAUCGAGUGUGAUAUCAAGUUCCCAGAGUAACCUAACUCCUUCGUUUGUCCAGUCGAAAACUGCUGACAAACCAUCUCCCAUUGCUAUUAAACCCAGAAAUGUCGCCGUUAAACGUCUAACGAACUUUCGCUCUUGUGGCCUUUUUCCCCGUCCAAAACCCGCCCUAGAAAAUGGUGAAGUUGGAACAAGAAAUGAGAAACGAACGGGAAAGAAUCAACGAUCAUCUCCACCGAGAUCCCCAAGAGGACAAUCUCCGGGCGUUGAAAUAAUCACAGAAGUUCAGAAACAGUCGCCGGUUGUCAAAGAAAUAAUUGUGAUAAGCGAUUCAGAGGAUCUAAGCAAUGGGAAUGCAGAAAAAAACGGUCCGAAGCCUUCGAAGACAGACCUGCAAUCUCCGGAGCCGUCUAUCGACGUGAAAAGUUUGACAAACUUUGAUGGACCAAAUUCGUAUGCUGUGUGGUCCAGGGCUGGCCCACCAGGACCCCCCAAUCUCAGUGACUCCGAUGGUGGAGGUGGUACGAAUGAAUCAAAAGUGAUGAACGUCAACGAUAUCAAGGAGGAGGAAGACUGCACAAAACGAAGGACUAGGGAUCACUUAGGGCGAUUUCAAUAUUAUGAAUGGUACACCUCGGAUUCAGAUGAAGCAAGUUCAAACAAAUCCAGGGGUAAGAAGAUGAAGAAGGGGAGAAAGAGCUCUUACGAAUGUGAUCGAAGUUACAGGACCAACAAACGUAAAACUCAUCGAUACACAUAUGAGGAUAACAAGAAGAUGAUUCAGUAUUUGAUUGAAAAUGGAUUGGUUACUAAAGCCCGUCAACUGCACACUUGGAUCAAAUUUUCAAUUAAAAAGAUUCUACCAAAUCCAGUGAGAACACCUGCGUCUCUGAAAAGACAUUUUGAAAAUGCCUUGCUCUUCGAUUUCGAGAAAUAUACCGAUGAUUCUAAUGCUAUAGAGCAAUUCACCAAACUCAGGGCCAAAUCAACUUAGUUAUUUCAAUGAAGAGACAAACACAAGGGAAAAAAAGAGAUUAAGUAAUCAGAAUGUUGCGUUAUUAUUUCGUACAGAGUAUAUUUUUGUGUCAUAGAAGUUUUUUUUUAUUAUUCCGAGGAAGUAUUAAAGAUACAAAGGAAUUUAAGCCGAAGAUUGUCACAAAAGGAAUCUGUGAAUUCAUCCUUGAAUAGCAAUUUUGUAUACAGCAGUUGAGAAUGUAUGCCAAUGCUAUUCACCAAUUUUUAUUAUUUUUAUAUAGAAGUAUCAUUUACAACUCCAAAGCAAGUUUCCACCAAUUAAUUUAUGUUUCAACUGAUUAUUAUGGUGAUGACACUUAUAAACAUAGAAAAAUGUAUCACAUGUAAUUUUAUUUUUUUACUGUAUACGCGAAACACAGUAUUCCAAACUUUAAUGACAAUAAACAAAACUCUCAUAGUGCA